Messenger RNA from Neolamprologus brichardi, 889 nucleotides. The record is from RefSeq and is a predicted model, not a curated record. NCBI's taxonomy places the organism in Eukaryota, Metazoa, Chordata, Actinopteri, Cichliformes, Cichlidae.
CGUCACUCAGCAGCCGACUGCACCGCCUUCACAACUAAGCUUCAAAUACAUGUAGACUGACGCUAGUUGGCCAGCGGCACCGACCGAAACCAACAGCAGAAGAGAGCUUUGUCGACCGGGUUACGCCACCUGGCACUCGCACUUAUUCGGCAUUGAUUUUGGGGUUAGGUUUAAUCCGAUACAAGACGUUUAAUUCACGAGGAAAGUGAGCGUUAUUGAGGGAGUGUGUAACAUUUGACGUUUAACACCGCGCAUACGUAGUUUGAGCUUGCUAGCCGGCUAACUCUGCUAGCCAGAGAAAGAAAAAAGCCGUCGGGUUUGACCUACCGUCAGUUAUUUCACCGAGAGCGAAGCAUCUCUGUUUCUUCGUUUGGGAUCGAAACACCGCCAACUUAGAGAGCAGAACACCAAGACAGGAUGGCUCUGAAAAGGAUUCACAAGGAGCUUAACGACCUGGCUCGUGACCCUCCAGCACAGUGCUCAGCUGGCCCAGUGGGUGAUGAUAUGUUUCACUGGCAAGCCACAAUCAUGGGGCCUAGUGACAGUCCAUAUCAGGGAGGUGUUUUCUUCUUGACGAUUCAUUUUCCAACAGACUACCCCUUCAAACCCCCCAAGGUUGCGUUUACGACAAGAAUUUACCACCCAAAUAUUAACAGUAACGGCAGUAUCUGUCUGGAUAUUCUCAGAUCACAGUGGUCUCCUGCGCUUACUAUUUCUAAAGUUCUUCUCUCCAUUUGCUCACUCCUAUGUGACCCAAACCCCGAUGACCCGCUAGUGCCAGAGAUCGCACGAAUCUACAAAACAGAUAGUCAGAAGUACAAUAAACUAGCACAGGAGUGGACAGUCAAGUAUGCCAUGCUUUAGGGUAAGGCCAAGAGCCAUCACUGCA